Cebus imitator (Panamanian white-faced capuchin) is the source of this 5413-nucleotide messenger RNA. RefSeq names its product p21 (RAC1) activated kinase 3 (gene PAK3). The transcript is spliced from 17 exons. Gene Ontology annotation, cellular component: cytoplasm. Gene Ontology annotation, molecular function: ATP binding; protein serine/threonine kinase activity. Lineage: Eukaryota; Metazoa; Chordata; Mammalia; Primates; Cebidae. The coding region runs from base 552 to 2186 and encodes 544 amino acids. The record is from RefSeq and is a predicted model, not a curated record. Gene Ontology annotation, biological process: intracellular signal transduction; regulation of actin cytoskeleton organization; protein phosphorylation.
GUAGAGAAGGGCUAGGGAGCGGUUGCCGAGCAGGGGCUCUACCGCGGGCGGGCAGCUGUGCCAGCUAACCGUCUGGGAUCUCGCACUGGGGGCUGCAGCUUUUCCCCGCCUAGAGCCAGUGUGCGGGGGCGGGAGAAAAGCCAGGGGGAGCGGGCUGGGCCCGGGGCUGCGGCUGCGGCCGCGGGGCUGCGGCUCCCCAGCCCCGCCAGCUGGAGCGCUCGGUGGUAGAGGAAAGGUCUUGACUGGGUGGCUGGAUCCGUGGCAGACUCAAAUCCAGGCCAAGUGUAUGGCUGUCUGAGGUAUUGGAACAGAAGGAGGUCCAUUCCUGUUGGUGACAACACCGUGGCCCUGUUCUGGGAUGAGCAAGGUGUAAAGGUUUCCCCCAAGAAAGAGCAGCUGAGUCAUUGCAUCUUGUGGCAGCUGGUGUGUCCAGCACUGAGUCCGUAGGAGCUGAAGUCAGCCUGGGCCCUUCUCAUGGGCAGUGCCCACCUGUGCUGAAGUCCUGCAGCAGUGGCAUUGUCAGGAGCUGUGAAAUUGGUUGUUAACGGAAAAUGUCUGACGGCCUGGAUAAUGAAGAGAAACCCCCAGCUCCUCCACUGAGGAUGAAUAGUAACAACCGGGAUUCUUCAGCACUCAAUCACAGCUCCAAACCACUUCCCAUGGCCCCUGAAGAGAAGAAUAAGAAAGCCAGGCUUCGCUCUAUCUUCCCAGGAGGAGGGGAUAAAACCAAUAAGAAGAAGGAGAAAGAGCGUCCAGAGAUCUCUCUUCCUUCAGACUUUGAGCAUACGAUUCAUGUGGGGUUUGAUGCAGUCACCGGGGAAUUCACUGGAAUUCCUGAGCAAUGGGCACGAUUACUCCAAACCUCCAACAUAACAAAAUUAGAACAGAAGAAGAACCCACAAGCUGUUCUAGAUGUUCUCAAAUUCUAUGAUUCCAAAGAAACAGUCAACAAUCAGAAAUACAUGAGCUUUACAUCAGGAGAUAAAAGUGCACAUGGAUACAUAGCAGCCCAUCCUUCGAGUACAAAAACAGCAUCUGAACCUCCAUUGGCCCCUCCUGUGUCUGAAGAAGAAGAUGAAGAGGAGGAGGAAGAAGAAGAUGACAAUGAGCCCCCACCAGUUAUUGCACCAAGACCAGAGCAUACAAAAUCAAUCUACACUCGUUCUGUGGUUGAAUCCAUUGCUUCACCAGCAGCACCAAAUAAAGAGGUCACACCACCCUCUGCUGAGAAUGCCAAUUCCAGUACUUUGUAUAGAAACACAGAUCGGCAAAGAAAAAAAUCCAAGAUGACAGAUGAGGAGAUCUUAGAGAAACUAAGAAGCAUUGUGAGUGUUGGGGACCCAAAGAAAAAAUACACAAGAUUUGAAAAAAUUGGUCAAGGGGCAUCAGGUACUGUUUAUACAGCACUAGACAUUGCAACAGGACAAGAGGUGGCCAUAAAGCAGAUGAACCUUCAACAGCAACCCAAAAAGGAAUUAAUUAUUAAUGAAAUUCUGGUCAUGAGGGAAAAUAAGAACCCUAAUAUUGUUAAUUAUUUAGAUAGCUACUUAGUGGGUGAUGAACUAUGGGUAGUCAUGGAAUACUUGGCUGGUGGCUCUCUGACUGACGUGGUCACAGAGACCUGUAUGGAUGAAGGACAGAUAGCAGCUGUCUGCAGAGAGUGCCUGCAAGCUUUGGAUUUCUUGCACUCAAACCAGGUGAUCCAUAGAGAUAUAAAGAGUGACAAUAUUCUUCUCGGGAUGGAUGGCUCUGUUAAAUUGACUGACUUUGGGUUCUGUGCCCAGAUCACUCCUGAGCAAAGUAAACGAAGCACUAUGGUGGGAACCCCAUACUGGAUGGCACCUGAGGUGGUGACUCGAAAAGCUUAUGGUCCGAAAGUUGAUAUCUGGUCUCUGGGAAUUAUGGCAAUUGAAAUGGUGGAAGGUGAACCCCCUUACCUUAAUGAAAAUCCACUCAGGGCAUUAUAUCUGAUAGCCACUAAUGGAACCCCAGAGCUCCAGAAUCCUGAGAGACUGUCAGCUGUAUUCCGUGACUUUUUAAAUCGCUGUCUUGAGAUGGAUGUGGAUAGGCGAGGAUCUGCCAAGGAGCUUUUGCAGCAUCCAUUUUUAAAAUUAGCCAAGCCUCUCUCCAGUCUGACUCCUCUGAUUAUCGCUGCAAAAGAAGCAAUUAAGAACAGCAGCCGCUAAGACUGCAAGCCUUACACCUCACCAUCUCCCUCAUGAGUAAGACUGAAAUAAAACUCUGCUGCAGGAAAGAUGGAAGAAAAGACAGUUAAAUGGGGUGGGGGUUCUUUAUCUUUCAAAUGAAUAGAAACUUCUUAUAAGCCUUUUUCCUACUCCCUCAGAUUAUGUAAUUUAUUUGUAAGCCUGAAUCGCAGCCCAAACAGGGCAGCAAUGUUGAAGUGACCAUAAAGCAGUCACUUCCACCGUGAAGCGAAAGAGCCAGUAGUGAAUCCCCUCAUUUUGUGCAUUCACUUUGAAGAAAAAGAUUUCUCAAAGAUGCACACUCCCUCUUCAUAGUGUUGUGUUUGUUUUUAAGUUAGAGAGUAGUCCCUCUUGCAUUCAAACCUCCUUCAAAACUCCUUACCCAAUGUGAUGUUUUUCACUUGCAUUGUCAUUAGAUGUCCAGAAAAAAGAUGUCAAAAUGUUUUUCUUAAAAAAAGAAAGCAAAAACGCAAAGAAAAAAAAAAUUAAAAAGUAAACAAACAAACAAAAAAAAGAGCAAGUACUGUGUGAACAUGUGGAAGUCCAUGCCCUAAUAGAGUCGCAAUUUUUUAUUCUUCUUCUAUAGUGGUGACUUGGUUUGUGUACCUAUUUUUCUGCAUUUGUGUUGGAAAAGGUUUCUUUUAAGACAUUUUCCAAAAGUGGAGAGGAAUAUGUGUGUUCAGGAAGGGCUUUUAAAAACUGUAUAUCUAAAUAAAGCUCAAACAGUGAAGUCCUGUCACAUUUUCACAAUCAUGCUUAAAAGCUAGUUAAGUAAACCAGGUUGUUAAUCUUCUUAAUACCUGGAAAAGGACACACUGAAACUGUGACAUCCUGCUAGGUGAGUUCAGGUUCUGAACCUAGGAAAUCCUGAUAGGAGAAACCACAUUUAAACAAAGAUGGGACUUUCUCUGAGAACCAAAACCAGAUAAAUGUAGAAUACUGAAAUCCUUGUUGGACAUUGAGUAAACAAAGGUAAUGAUACCUAAAUUAAUCCUCUCUUGUGCUUAUAAAACAUAUGCACUGUAAAAUAGGCAUACCAGGAGGAAAUAGUUCCAUUAACCAACAUUUCCUUAUGACACAAAUUAUUCAUUUUGAAAAUUUGUAACAUUUACAAACGUUUUUUAAAGAUCUAAAGAACAGUGAUAUAGUAAACAUUCAACUCUGUAAGAAAUGGGAGGUCAGUGAAAGCUACAUCCCAAUCAAUAUUUGGCUCUAAGUAGUUGUUCCCAUUUUCCCUAUGUAUCACCUAUUUCUGUUUCAGAAUAUGGUAUGUUCAUACUUAAUUCUUUGGGCUUUUGAAUAUCAAAAGCAUAUUCAUAAAGAUCUUCAAAUUCUCUUCAGUGGAAAAUAAUUUUAACUUACAAACGUAUUUCAACAAAUGUCAGUCCAACAGAAUUCAUUUUAUGGGUUCAGGAAAAUAACAAAAUUUGACUAUUAUUUCACCAUACAUCUAUUUAUUAAAAAUUCAACAGCUGGCACUUCCUGAAUCUUCUGAGAACAGAAAAAUAUCUGGAAGGUGUCUGUGUAGAAAAGGAUAUGCUUCUCUUUUGAGUGUAUUGACAAUUUUAUGAAUUACAGAAAGUUGUUUCUGUAAGCCUUUGAAAAGCUAACUAUUUGUGUUAUAGAAGGCUUCUUAAUUUGUAGUAUUCAAAGAAUCUAAACAGAACCUAUAAACAUUCAGCAAGAAGGGGAAAGAGAUUAGUUACUUAGGCCUCUCUCCUUCUUUGCAAAGUUACAUCCAUCCAUUUAACCAUCCAUGUAUUCAUUCCUUAAAAUGAAAGCACUUUCUUUAGAGUUUCAGCAAAACAUUUAGUGUACGUGUUUAUGCUUAGGAGAUGACCCCACGGGUGUGUUUCCUAUUUUCCCUGUUGUUUUCUUUGACUGUAAAAUUUGGGAGGGGCUUGACCUCCUCCCCUUGAAAACGUCCACAUUGGGAUAAAACAACAAAUGUGGAAAGAAAACGAAAUGGUAAUAUUAAUUUGAAGCAUACUAUGUUAUACCUUGCAAAAAGGCAUCUGGGUCUGAACUGCUCUAAUGAGAGAGAGAGAGAGGCCUUAAUUUUGAUUUCAUUUAAGUUUUUUCACUCAUAGUGCCAGGAAAGUCAAUAAAAUCCUGGGAGGCAAAUAAAAACCAGUACAUUGGUGACCAUGUCCUGCCAGUGGAGAGAGCCCAAAACCUGGUUAGGAAGACCUGUUCAUCAGUUAGCAUCUCUUACACGUUGAGAAGGUCUUUUUUGUUGUUAUUUUGGAGAACUUGGAGCAGUGAUCCUUCAGAUCACUGUAGGCAGAGAAAUGGCUUCUCUUUUAUGCUUUCAGUUCAGCAUAUUAAAAACGAGGAGCCAAGCACUUCUUUACUACCACUUUGUACUAAGAUUUAAUAAUAAUAUAUCCCAGGAGGCAUUACUUUUAUAAAUUUGUACCUACGUAAAUUUUCAAAUGAGAACAGCUUCUAAAACCCUUUCCUUGUAUUGGAGAGUUGUGAAUGUUUCUAAUAAGUAUUAGAGAGAAGCUGUUUCUCAUGCCACAAUGAUGCUGAAGGAUUCACAUUUGGUACAAUUGAGCAACUUGGACUCCAGAUUGUUAACAGUUUAUUCUCUUUCCCCAGAUUUUUUUUAGCUCAUCUUGACACAGGUGAGUCUAUCCAAAUCUUUAAUGUUACUAUUGUGCCCUGAGAUAAUAAGGGCACAUCAUUGAAUGUUGAUUCCAAAAUGUCCUGAGAUAGGAAUAGGGCAGUGGGAAAGUCAGGAAAGGGUGAGAAGCACAGUAAAGAUUAUUUAUUUAAAAAAGAAAAGAACGUUAAUGUUGUUAGCAAGGAUCCAGUGCGUUGUCAUAAUCCCAUGAAGAUUGUCGAAUGACACAAUCCUCUCAAAUCAGUCACCAUGUUGGGUAAUGACUUCGUUCUUGCUGAUCUCGUGUAUGUGUCAUUGUAAAUAUUUGUGCGUCCAUGUUCCAUUUUGGCUACUGGAUGGCCAAGUCAUGUAAGAAAAUUUAACUCAAGUAUUUAUUCUUUAUGUUAUUCAGAUUUCUUUCAGGCUUGUGAACUGCACCUCAAUGUUUGAGUUUAACCACCUGAUCCUUACAUCUAUCCCUCCCCGGUGAAGCACAUUCCAUUGCUAAAAGAAAAAGAAAUAUGAAAUUGCUUCCUGUUGUCUGUAUAACUGUUUUGAUAGUUUGAGAUGUUUGUCUAUAAAUGAUAUUUCUCAGCUCAAA